CGCGUAAUCCAUCUCUCCUCAACUCCCCUUUCGUGCACUCCUUUGAUGGUUACGGCGAGCUUUGGGAGCAUCCACUGGAGUUUACCGGAUUUUUUCAUACCUCUGGACGCCACCGCAACGACCGGUGUUUCAACCGGCUGCCACUCAUGAAAUGAUGCGAUUCGGAGAGACCCACUGCGUUUCUACGCGCAAGACGCGUCGCCCGAGCAAGCUCCAAGCUAUGGUGCUCUUCUCGCAUCUUGGAUAGAAGCAAUGUCGCUGUUGCUUCUGGAUACGUUCUAUGUUCAAUGGUGUUUGAACCUGACACGCAAAAAGAACGUUGGAUUCGCACCGUGACGUUCAGGAGGCUCCUUUUUUUUCUUUCUUUUUUUCGGCCAUCGCCAUCGCCACUAACAGUUUGCACACGCUGCUGCAAGAAGCGAGCGCCCGGUGCCUCUUUCGAUUGUAUGUUAAAAUCAACCUUCAGCAUCAGUGUUUAUGGAAAUCACGUGGUUAUUGCCAACUACACGGCUCCGACGAAGUACGAUAUCGUCGCCGACGCUUCAUCUUCUUAAGAGUUGGAUCUUACCAUAAUGCUAGCGUCAUCGAUGUGCGGAAAACUACCGCUAGGGUAACAACUACUAUCAAACAGAAUGUCGGCUAACGGUACCGCCGCACGGCGUCAGCGUUUGGCAGCUGCCAGGAAUAUUUUCAUGUUACAUGACACAAUCACGAUAAUUCACUGGCACUCGCGAUAGCAAUUGAGUAUAGCCGCGGACGAGCGUCUUAGGAGAGGAGAUAGGGAUGGCAAGGGUCGGGGUUCGUCGAGAACGUGUGCGCUCGGAUGUCUCACUUGCUAGGGCCAACCUGCGUGAAACCGAAGGUGUAAGGCGAGGUGGGUACUGUACAUGGCACUGAAAUUCUAGCGUGGUUGCGUAAGAUCAACUAGAAGGAAGACAGGAAUGAAACUGCGGAUGUAAAAAUGGGGUGUGCAUUGCAUUUGAGCAGAGAGAGUUGUGUAUCCUCGUGCUUUCAAUAUGGUUGCUGUAGUACCCUAGAAUGAUGACGCGCUGAAGCUGUUGAGGCCACCAAA
Molecule: messenger RNA, 1072 nt
Organism: Serpula lacrymans var. lacrymans S7.9
Lineage: Eukaryota; Fungi; Basidiomycota; Agaricomycetes; Boletales; Serpulaceae
Exons: 4
Coding region: 288-554 (88 amino acids)
Source: RefSeq, a predicted model, not a curated record